Molecule: messenger RNA, 909 nt
Organism: Monomorium pharaonis (pharaoh ant)
Lineage: Eukaryota; Metazoa; Arthropoda; Insecta; Hymenoptera; Formicidae
Exons: 3
Coding region: 30-686 (218 amino acids)
Source: RefSeq, a predicted model, not a curated record
AAGUUAAAGUAAGUAAUUUUUACUGUAUUAUGUGUACUUAUAUGCCCCAAAAGACAUUAAUACGUUUUUUGUACUGCAUUAAAAGCAUGGCUUUUAUCGGCGUAGAGUUUGCAAGCAAAGAUUUGGCAAAUGAUAAGACCGAAGUAGGGAUUGUAAGCGUUCGCUGGUUUACUCCUGAAAAAAAAGAAGUUUAUUGGCCACCUGUAAAAUCACAAGACAGGUAUGAAAAACUUUUGAAACAAGGAGCGAUGCCAACUAAUGAAUGGUCAUUAUGUCAAAUAACAAAAAGUUAUUUUGAGACUGAUGAUUUUAAAAAAGCUCAAAAGAAAUUAAAACUGUGUCAGUAUUUAUCAGAUGUAGCGUCAGAACCAGAACAAUCAAUUUCAAAUGUUACUAAUAAAAGACAGCGAAAUAAGCCUUUAAAGUAUAUAACCAGCGACUCAUCGGAUGAAGAAAAUAUACCAGUAUUAUCUAAACUGAAAGCUCCUCCUAGACUAGAUAAAAGUUUUCCAAUUUGUGUUGAAGGUCCAUCCAUUAUAGAAGAUAAAGUACUAAAUGCGAGUACAGCAAAAACAGAUGAUAUACUUGUAACAACGAAUCAUCUUGUACAACCAACUCGUAAACAUACAUUGACAGAAAAAAUUUUCUGUCUGCUACGAAUACUGAAAAUGUGGAAUCACAAAUAGACAACAGAACUCUACGUGAUAUUUAUGCGACGCUUGCAUUUCUAAAACGACAGAAUGCAGAUAUCUACAAUCAAAAUGAUCAAAUAUUGCAAAUUAUAAAGGAGAUUAACAACUCUAUUGUAACAUCUAAAUCAAAUGAAAAAUUACAAUUGCCUUGUACUCUACCAAUGACAACAUUAGAAGAUAUUAUAAAAUUGGAAGAAUAUCUUGAAAAAGAAAAAAA